UGGUAUACAUGAACCAGAGUCUGUCAGGGAAUAAAGUUUCAGUUUUGGCGGGGACGCAAGAGGAAGUAAACAGACCGGUCUAUUUCCAGCAAUCAGCAGUCAGAGCGGGGACGGGACGGGGUUCAAAAUGGACGACAGAGAACCAGAAGUUGUUUUUAAAAAGGAAACCAUCGGCAAACUACUGUCAUUGUCUUUCAGGGACGAGAAAACGAAAGUGAGUGGUGAUGCUGUACUUCUGAUGGCGGAGAUGCUGAAGAUAUUUGUGCAAGAGGCAGCUCGGAGGGCCGCGAAACAGGCCGAUGCGGAGGACAGCGAUACGGUGGACAUCGAUCACUUCGAGAAGAUUCUUCCACAGCUGCUCCUGGAUUUUUAGUUUUCGGCCAGCAGAGGGAGCCAGAAUUCCACUGCCAGUUCAACAGAGACGCUCGGACACAGUUCCAGCUUCAAACUUCAAACUGAUCUGGGCAGGGCAUAUCGAAACCAAUUUUUUUUGUAACCCUGUUCGGACUUGAAUUAACUUUACUUUUUGAAAAGUGAGUCCUUAAACUACUUCCUGUUAAUGGAAAAUAUUGCUUGUAAAGUUGUAGGUCUUUUUUUGCUUAUCGCUCCAAUAAAUGUAUUUGAUUUA
Anguilla rostrata (American eel) is the source of this 628-nucleotide messenger RNA. RefSeq names its product centromere protein X (gene cenpx). The transcript has 5 exons. Gene Ontology annotation, molecular function: protein heterodimerization activity. The coding region runs from base 128 to 373 and encodes 81 amino acids. The record is from RefSeq and is a predicted model, not a curated record. Lineage: Eukaryota; Metazoa; Chordata; Actinopteri; Anguilliformes; Anguillidae. Gene Ontology annotation, cellular component: Fanconi anaemia nuclear complex; FANCM-MHF complex. Gene Ontology annotation, biological process: resolution of meiotic recombination intermediates; replication fork processing; DNA repair.